Molecule: messenger RNA, 1590 nt
Organism: Gadus macrocephalus (Pacific cod)
Lineage: Eukaryota; Metazoa; Chordata; Actinopteri; Gadiformes; Gadidae
Exons: 1
Coding region: 90-1478 (462 amino acids)
Source: RefSeq, a predicted model, not a curated record
AAGUGAAGAUUCCUGCAACGGAUGUGGACUUUCUGAGGUUCUUGUGGUGGCCAGGUGGCGACACUACUCAAGGACUGAGGGAAUUUCGAAUGACUGUGCAUCUAUUCGGUGCAGUUUCAUCUCCCAGCUGUGCAAAUUUUGCCCUCAAGCAGACAGCUGAGGAUAAUGAAGGGAAAGCUGAUAGCUCAGCACUGAACACAAUUCGUCACAAUUUCUAUGUGGAUGACUGUGUUAAAUCAGUUCCAGAUGAAAACCAAGCAAUUAGUCUGGUUCAGAACUUAAAGAAAAUAUGUGCAACUGGAGGAUUUAAACUUACCAAAUGGACCAGCAACAGCCGUUCUGUCCUUGCAUCUUUACCUGUAGAGGAAAAGGCAAAAGAAGUAAAGAACAUUGACCUUGAGAAAGACGAGCUUCCUGUAGAGAGAGCACUUGGCAUGCGGUGGGAUGUUGAGUCCGAUACAUUCUUCUUUGACAUCACUCCGAAACAACAACCAGUUAGUCGAAGGGGAAUCUUGUCUGUGCUCAAUUCUGUUUACGAUCCUCUGGGAUUCUUAUCGCCAGUUAUGCUCACAGGGAAACUGAUACAGCAGGAGCUGUGUAAGAUCAACUGCGGAUGGGAUGGGGAAAUCCCACCUGCCCUUGCGUCAAAAUGGAGCGAGUGGCAGAAAGAUCUUCAUGGGAUUUCCGACUUCAGAAUUGAAAGAUGCUACAAACCCGUGGAUUUUGAUGUCACUGACCCCCAAUUACACCACUUCUGCGAUGCCAGUGAAAGUGGCUAUGGGACUGUCAGCUACAUAAGAUUUACCAGCGGCAGCAAACCUCCUCACAUUUCGUUAGUGAUGGGAAAAGCAAGGGUUGCACCCCUGAAAGUGGUCACAAUCCCCAGAAUGGAGCUCACCGCAGCGGUUUUGGCCGCACGUAUUGACAAUAUGCUCAGGAAAGAACUGGGGCUUCAGAUCUCAGACUCCUUCUUCUGGACUGAUAGUACUUCUGUCCUGAAGUACAUUCUGAGUGACACUCAGAGAUUCAAGACCUUUGUGGCUAACCGAGUAUCCGUGAUACGUGACCUGACACAGAAAUCUCAGUGGCGUCACAUUAAGACUGAUCUCAACCCAGCAGACAAUGCGUCUAGGGGAAUGCGAGCUGAUGCUUUUCUGAAAGAAAGAUGUUGGCUUAACGGUCCAGACUUUCUGGCCAAAUGCGAAGCUGACUGGCCGAAACUUUCCACUCAACCACUGGUACUUUCGGACAGUGACUCAGAGGUAAAGAAAACUGUUGUGGCCUUCGCAACAACAGUCCACGAAGACCCUCUGACUCGCUUCAUCGAAUCCUUCUCAUCAUGGGACAAACUCAUCAGAUCUACGGCAUGGCUUUUGAAGUUCAAAGGGACUCUGAGACACUUGAUCCAAUUGAAAAAAGCAGGUACCUCACACAGUGCAUCAGUUAAAUCAGAAUGUGUAGGACAAGCAGCUAUCUGACCAGCAACUGUCCGUGCAGGAUUUUACAGAAGCUGAGGAAUCACUUGUUGCUUAUGUUCAACAGAAAGCCUUCAGGGAUGAAGUGAAUGCCUUAAGGGCAGGCCAAGCUGUA